Dibothriocephalus latus is the source of this 225-nucleotide messenger RNA. NCBI's taxonomy places the organism in Eukaryota, Metazoa, Platyhelminthes, Cestoda, Diphyllobothriidea, Diphyllobothriidae. The record is from the annotation of a GenBank genome assembly.
UACAACGGGAAGUUCAUCGUUGCUGGCGUCUCCUUGGCUGUCUACGUGGUUAUCGCUAUCAUAUUCUUCUUGGUUAUCGGCUUCGAGUACAAGGGCGGACCCGUAGAAAAGGAUGAAAGUGUUGAAGAGGAGGGGGAGGAGGACUUUGAAGUGAGCAUAGAGGAUGCAAAGGUUAAAAUUGUCGGCACAAAAGACACAGAGUCGGAGUAUUGUGCGGGCUUUUAA